AGCUUUGUGGUUGCAUAGAGACAGCUCUGUCUGACAUCAAUGUCCAAAUUCAAACGAGCCCUGGGAACCUUUGGACUUGCAAACAGAACAGGGGGUGAACUCUGUCUGAAAAGCAGCCUCUUUUGCUGUUUUCAAACUACAAAAAAAUUUAACAGCUUCUACAUUGAAUUUUUUUUUACAACAGGGACCCCUCAAGGAGACUACGAUGUCUAUUCAGCCAACAAGUUAUUUGGAGUGAUUCAAUGGCACUCGGGUGCGGCUCAAAGAAGUCUGUUUCAUGUGACGAGGAGGUUACACCUGCUACUCUGAGCAAUGAGGUAGGAACUGCUGCACCAAAUGUAGCUCUACCAAGAAAGAAGACACAGACCUGCAAGGGCUUGCUUGCCUCCCUCCUCGUCCUUAUCAUCAUCUUCAUAGUUCUAGCAGCCACACUGGCCUGGUACUUCCUAGAAUACAGGGUUUGGACUUUAGAGCCCCGGGUCCAGCAGCAGUACACAGCUUACUUAACAAUCCUCAACAGGAACUUCUCCACAGAUCUGUCCUUUCACAAUAGCCCUACGUUUAAGAAUGAAGCAAAACAUGUACAGAACACGUUGAAGAAGAUCAUGAAAGCUUCAUCUCUUUCCAAAUACUUUAACUACACCACUGUCUUCGCAUUUGGGCAGGGGAGCGUGGUGGCUCACUUUUGGAUUGUGCUGUCUGUGCCCAGCAGUCACACUGGGAAAGUCACAGUAGAAAAGGUCAACAGAACCCUGGUGGACGGCUUCAGGUGGUACGACGGAUCAAAGCAGGAGGAAACAGCAUAUUUUGAUGGCUACCUGUUCCACCUCCCUACAUUGUUUGUUAGUGAAACGGACACCAAAGUUAUAGAGCUUUUGACAGCUUCGUUCGAUUGUUACCGUUAUCAGAAGGUGGUGUCCAGCAGUCCCGUGGCCCUCCAUGGUCCUGAAACAUUUCGUCCCUCCUGUUUGUGGCAUCUCCAGGCUGACCCCGGCUACCAGCUGGAGCUCCACAUAGAGUGGCUGCUACCGGAAUGCCGUGACAGGCUGGUGGUUUACGACUCCCUCACCCCCUCAGAUCAUCGUCUAAUUACAUCGGUGUACGGCUGCAGCAGACACGAGGAUGUGGUGCGCGUCCUCUCUUCAGGCGAGUGGAUGACCGUGGUUUGGAAACAAGGUCUUUACAACUACAAAGACCCCUUUUCCUUGUCUGCACAAGCCUGGCCCCAACAGGAUUGCUACUCCUUUGUACAAUUGAAAGAAGUACCAGGGGCCCAGGGGACUCUACGGACACCUUUCUUUCCCAGCUUCUUCCCACCCAACACCAACUGUACCUGGACUUUUGUUAUGCCCAGUGCUGAAAUGGGCUUGGCUCUAGAGUUCGAAGGCUAUGAGCUGAGGAGAGCCAGCUACAAUCACGCCUGCACCCAGGGUCAGUGGAUCAUCCAGAACCGCAGGUUGUGUGGUACAAGAGUACUGCAGCCCUAUUGCGAACGCCUCCUGCUGCUCACAAACUCAACCACUGUUGUUAUGACAUCUGAGGUGUCACUGACUGGGCCAGGCCUCCAGCUUCGCUACAGCAUCUUCAACAUUUCUGACCCUUGCCCAGGUCAGUUCCUGUGCACUCCGAAUGGCCUCUGUGUCCCCCUGUGUGAUGGAAUCAAGGACUGUCCCAAUGGACUGGAUGAGAGAAACUGUGUGUGUGUGGCACAGUACAAGUGCCCCGAGGACAGUCAGUGUGUCGACUACUAUAAAGUGUGCGACCAAUAUCCAGACUGCCCCGAGGCCUCAGACGAGAUGAACUGUACUGAUGGUGUGGAGUGUACAGACAUGACCUACAUCUGUUCUGAUGGAACGUGCCUGAAGAAACCAAACCCAGAGUGUGACUCUGUGACCGACUGCCCCGAUGCCUCAGACGAGAACCAAUGUGACUGUGGCUUAAGACAGUUCUCCAGCCGCAUCGUAGGGGGCACCGAAGCAUCAGAGGGGGAGUGGCCCUGGCAGGCCAGUCUGCAGGUGCGGGGCACCCACAUCUGUGGAGGAGCACUGAUCUCCAGUCAGUGGGUAGCGUCUGCCGCCCACUGCUUCUAUGAUGACCGUCUGUAUUCCCCCUCAGUGUGGACAGUGUAUCUGGGUAAACUGCUGCUGAACCGCAGCAGCCCCACGGAAGAGGUGGCUCGAGUUCAACAAAUACACCUCCACCAGUACUACGACGAUGAGUCUCAUGACUAUGACCUGGCCUUAUUGAAACUGGACCGGCCUGCAUACGCGUUGCUAACUGGGCACGCUCGCCCUGCCUGUCUGCCACCGCCCACCCACCAGCUGGAACCCGGCCUGCUCUGCUGGGUCACCGGCUGGGGAGCACAGCAGGAGGGAGGCAGGGCCAGUAAUAUGCUGCAGAAGGUGGACGUUCGACUCGUCAGCGAGGAAGCCUGCAUUCGCUCUUACGGCUACAGAGUCACUCCCAGAAUGCUUUGUGCCGGUUAUCGUAGUGGAGGGAAAGACGCCUGUCAGGGAGACUCUGGCGGGCCCUUGGUUUGCCAGGAGCCAUCAGGGCGCUGGUUCCUGGCCGGAGUGGUGAGCUGGGGCGCUGGCUGCGGCCGCCCAGACUUCUACGGUGUCUACACACGCAUCACGAGACUCACUGAAUGGAUCAAGAAGGUCAUCAACAGCCCAUAAAUCAACAAACACCCGUCAAACUAUGACUUGAAACGCUGAUAGAUUAAUUCUGGCACAUCAGCAAAGCUUUUAGUUAAAAUGAUACAGACUUUGUUUGAAAGUCAUCAAGUAAUAGAGUGCAUGUCAUUAUUUAUGAGGCACCUUUUAAAGAUAAUUUGAUCAAUUUAAGAAUUGUAUCUCCGUUAUUCUUUAAUUGUGUCCUCUGAUAAAAAUUGUUUGUUCUUUUUCCUUUAAAAUCUGUAUUUGAAUGGCUUGCUUGAAAUGAACAAUAAAACGCAAGUUUAUUGCAACGUGAACACAUGAAUUUGGUUGCAUAUGCAUACACAGCGCGUUUGAAUGCAUUUGGAUUUGUAGUUUAACAGAAGACGCAAUAAUUUUUUACAUGUCUAUUAUCUGCCCUCAGAUCAAAGCGCCAUCUUGUCUUCCUCCCUUAAAAAUGCUGCAGUUAUCAGUCAGGUCUCAAGACAAAUGCAGUUUAGCCACUAAGUUUUGUUCUGUAAUAUAAGCGAUGUGGGUUCAUGGUCAACAUUACCUGUUGGGGUCCACAAUAAAAUGUAAUCUGUGAAUUUCAGCCAA
Messenger RNA from Fundulus heteroclitus (mummichog), 3254 nucleotides. Its product is annotated as transmembrane serine protease 6. Lineage: Eukaryota; Metazoa; Chordata; Actinopteri; Cyprinodontiformes; Fundulidae. The coding region runs from base 243 to 2678 and encodes 811 amino acids. Gene Ontology annotation, molecular function: protein binding; serine-type endopeptidase activity. The record is from RefSeq and is a predicted model, not a curated record. The transcript has 18 exons. Gene Ontology annotation, biological process: proteolysis.